AUGACGCACCCACACGUUGGCGGCCUGGACAAGAAAUCCACCUACCUACCCACACACCCUGCUUGUCGCAUGCAUGCCCUUCGGUUGGUCUCAAGCCGGCUGAAACAGCUGGCCUAUGGGCCAGACGUUGCUUUGUUCACGAUUUGGGCCAAUGGGCACAGAGAUAGACCAGCAAGGCGAUGCAACGGCUAG
Molecule: messenger RNA, 192 nt
Organism: Opisthorchis viverrini
Lineage: Eukaryota; Metazoa; Platyhelminthes; Trematoda; Opisthorchiida; Opisthorchiidae
Exons: 1
Coding region: 1-192 (63 amino acids)
Source: RefSeq, a predicted model, not a curated record